UGUGAAAGAUUCGGGCCUCGAGUUUUGUAAUCGAUCGCGUGCUCGACGACACAACCACGCUCCUUUAGUAAUCUUUUACUCGCUCGUUAAUUGAAACUUAUCGGCUUGAAAAAUCGACCCAAGGUCGUUUCCGCACACAGCAAGUAGUCAUCGGCUACUCCACGCUCGAAACCAGUGAUACAGAAGCAGCAGCAAGGUGAUAGAUAAUUCGCCUGUAGACACAUCGUACUAUAUAUAUACGUUAUACACAGUCUCGCAGGUACUUGAGUGUGUGCGUCGGUGACUCGCGAAAGUUAUAAGCCGUCGUCUGUGUGCCGCGCGCCUCGGCCUAUACCAAGUAUCAUAUAGUCCGCUUUCUGACUCUGCGACUGUGUGCGAGUAUACGUGUCUCUGCGCGCAUCGUGGUGACGCGUUUUUCGCAUCAGUGAAGCACAAACAUUUGUAUGCUAAGGAGCCUGCAACGAGCCUUCUUCUCGCGAGCAAUGAAAAAGCCCGAAGUGCUGUUCAUCCUCGGUGGUCCUGGCGCCGGCAAGGGCACGAUAUGCUCCAAGAUCGUCGACAAGUACGGCUACGUGCAUCUGUCGGCCGGUGAUCUGCUCAGGGAGGAGAGGGCCAAGCCGGACUCGCAGUAUGGUGAGCUUAUCGAGGGCCACAUCAAGAGUGGCACCAUAGUGCCCGUCGAGAUCACUUGCAGCCUCCUCGACCGGGCUAUGCAGGAGUCCGAGUCGCCCCACAACAAAUUUCUCAUUGACGGUUUCCCCCGAAAUGAGGAUAAUCUCCAAGGUUGGACUAAGACAAUGUCUGACAAAACAGAUGUGAAAGGAGUACUAUUUUUUGAAUGCAGUGAAGAAGUCUGCACGCAAAGAUGUCUUAACAGAGGUGCCAAAGGGAGUGGUCGAAGUGAUGAUAACGCAGAAGUACUAAAAAAGAGACAUGAAACAUAUAUUACUGGCACAAUGCCUAUUGUUGAACAUUACAAAAAGUUGGGACUAGUUUAUAGUUUUGACGGUGAGAAGUCACCAAAUGCAGUAUUUGCUGAUGUUCAAAAAGCUUUGAAAGAGCUUGGAUGGUAAAACCUAUUACCGAUUGUAUUUUUAUUCAAAAAUCUACUUAAAAGAACAGUAAUUAUUUUUUUUACAAGACUAAUGUCAUACUUUUAGUACCAAUUAUUACAAUUUUUUAUUAUAAUUUACUGGCAUGAAUAGUUAGAGAAAUAUUUAACAUUCCUUGUAUAGCACUGCAUCAACUGCAAGUAUCGGGUAUUGUGAUUUUAUGCACUGCAUCGCGGUAUAGCUUGUUAAUAUUCAAUGGUAUUAUUGUUACUUUUCUUUUGUUAUCACCUUGUGUUAAUACAAGUAAUUAUGUAAAUUAAAAUUAAGUCAAUUAUUGCUGCUUGAUAUGACUCCUGAUGCAAAUAUGUGUAUUAUUAACAAAAUAACAAUAUGAGAUAGUGUUUAACUCGUAUAAUGUUAUAAAGUAUUGGCAAUUUUUAUAAAUAAAUUGACUAAAGUUAAAAUUUUUCUUAUAAAAACUUGAAGUACAAAAAUAAAUGUUUCUAAAGUGCAUUAAUUAUUUUUAUUCAAUUAUUGCUAGUUACUAUAAUGAAAGUAAGGUGAAAAAUCAGUUUUUUCUAUUUAUAAUCAUGAAAAAAUG
Molecule: messenger RNA, 1653 nt
Organism: Trichogramma pretiosum
Lineage: Eukaryota; Metazoa; Arthropoda; Insecta; Hymenoptera; Trichogrammatidae
Gene: Dak1
Product: UMP-CMP kinase
Exons: 2
Coding region: 444-1073 (209 amino acids)
Biological process (GO): CDP biosynthetic process; 'de novo' pyrimidine nucleobase biosynthetic process; UDP biosynthetic process
Cellular component (GO): nucleus; cytoplasm
Molecular function (GO): UMP kinase activity; ATP binding
Source: RefSeq, a predicted model, not a curated record